This is a messenger RNA of Prorocentrum cordatum, 375 nucleotides long. NCBI's taxonomy places the organism in Eukaryota, Dinophyceae, Prorocentrales, Prorocentraceae. The record is from the annotation of a GenBank genome assembly.
AUGCACAUCCAGCAGGCCCCGAACUACUGCCGCUUCACCACCGGGCACGCUUGCCGCUGCCUUGGACAGAAAGCCGGUCCAAGUGAAGAGCGCGUGGUACACAGCACCAACAUCAUGCCGCCCGAGAAGCCAGCAGCUGCAGUGGCCGGGAGGACGUGCGACGACGCGCCAUCAUUCAGCCCGAGAACGUGUCUGGACAACCUGCAGAAAACCAAUCGAAUACAGCAGCGCAGAGAUCGGCCCCAGCACGCCUCCAAGCAUGAGGCGCCCAUCAGGAAUGCCACGCAUCGGGGACCGAAGCAAGCCAGUGCCAGCCGUCGGGUCGAUACCACUGUAGUACACGCGACUUGUCCACGUGGCAGGAUCUUGUGGUAG